AUGACCGUAGACAAACCUAUAGUUGACAGUUAUAUAAUUGGCGCAAAGCAUAGUGUUUUGCGCCUAUUCGACCAAGAAUUUCUUCGUAACUUCGACGUCGUCUCGGGGCAAGGACAGAGCGCUGAAAAAUGCUUCAAAUGGAUCGAAUCACACUUUAAGCAAGCCGUGCAUGCAGCUUAUGCUCGAAUCAUUAAUGCACAACACAUUCAAAUGGCAAGCUUGAUUGGUGCAAAGUUUCUGGAAAUCGAAGACGCAUCUGAAAGGAUCACUCUGGUGUACGACUACACUUCAUUGACAAAUGCUACUGUAGCUAAAGAACUUGCGAAGAAGAAUGAGCCAAUUAUGAACGCGUUUAAUGCCGCAUACGAUGGUAAACACAAUCUCUUUAUACUCGGAACAACCAUGUUGCAGUUCCCUGCGUUCUCACAUACUCUUCCCAGAUUCUACAACUACGGAUACAUUGGUGGUAUCAUAGCUCACGAGAUGAUGCACGCAUAUGAUAUAAAAUUUAUCCGCUACAAUGAAAAUGGUGAUCGACUACCCUCCUGGCUGCCUGCCAACUUUACCAAAUCUCAUCUUUCAAAAAUGAAUUUGAUGCAAAAAAUGUAUGAGAGGCCUUUGAAUAGAUUAGGUUACGAUGCACAGGAAUACACAAAACAAGAGAAUUUCGCGGAUAUUCACGGAAUAAGAUUGGCUUACAGGGCAAGCUUUGUUAUUCGUUUUACACACAGGUUUCGGCUUUAUGCAAUACCUUCACUUAAUUUACGCCGACUGAACUCGUGA
Messenger RNA from Cylicocyclus nassatus, 783 nucleotides. Lineage: Eukaryota; Metazoa; Nematoda; Chromadorea; Rhabditida; Strongylidae. The record is from the annotation of a GenBank genome assembly.